AUGUAUUGGUGUAUUUCCAAUGUCAAACAUCACGAUCACCUCAUUGUAAACAAAGAGAAUAUCAUCAAUAUCUUUUAUGUUUCGCAAACUACUGUUUAUCGAUGGAUCCCUGUAAAUACAGAUAUUAAUAACCUUUCACAGUAUAUUAUGCAAGGACUGUGCAGAGUUGAAAAAGCUGGAUACAAUAGUGAACACGAGGUAGCUUAUCCAGCAGACAGUGAAAAAGACAAGAAAAUGGCAAAACUGAAACUUCAUCAAACCAUUGCAGUGGUCCAAAGACAAUUAUACAGUCAACAAAAGGUUGAUGUAAUCAAUGAUCUUGGUGAUAACGCAAGUUAUUUCAACUAUGUCUCCUACGUAGCUCCAACAACGACCACCAAGAAAGAUCCAGCCUUUGUUGUAGGUUUUCAUAGACAUUCAGCUGAAUUAGAUAUUGUUAGUUGUUGCUACCCGGCGACGGUCGACGCCGUCCGCUACGCAGUCAACAGCAACAACGUGGAACUCGUCAAAUUCCUCUGUAUCAACAGAACGGACGGUGCCAAUCAAGAGGCGAUGGACGCCGCUAUCAAUAUAGGCAAUGUCAAGAUCGUUCGGGUCCUCGCAGACUUUUACCGUGGUAGCUGGGAUAUCGCUAUCCUAGGAGAUCUGGCGAUUCUCGAGAAAUACUACGCCGACUUUAUGAACGACAACAACGACAAUAUCAAUAACAAUCACUAUAAUCUCAGUGGUCCUGGCGCCACUUUUUCCAAUCAACACUUGCAAAUCAUUGUACAGCGUGGAUCACGGUCGAUCCUGGAGUUCCUACAUCAACAUGGCUUGGUAAGUGUCAGCCAGUUGGGUGCGAUGCUACCGGUGGCAGUUGGAUACGCACAGCUCGGAAUAGUCAGCUAUAUACUGGAGAUGUGUAAAAACCCCGAUCCUGGUGCAAUAUCAUUUGCCUACGAGGAAACGAUUCGUUAUGAUCUCUAUCAAAUUAUGGAAAUGCUACACGAAGCAGGCAAUCGUUCCUUUGACUUUGAAAGAUAUCUACCAAUGAUUAAACUGUAUGAACCUUCCGAUGUAAUUUGGUGGAUAGAAAACAAAUUCGCCAUCAAAGAUUUAUUAAACUAUAAGAUUGUAGAAUAA
Molecule: messenger RNA, 1125 nt
Organism: Heterostelium album PN500
Lineage: Eukaryota; Evosea; Eumycetozoa; Acytosteliales; Acytosteliaceae
Exons: 6
Coding region: 1-1125 (374 amino acids)
Source: RefSeq, a predicted model, not a curated record